This is a messenger RNA of Chinchilla lanigera (long-tailed chinchilla), 945 nucleotides long. Its product is annotated as olfactory receptor 18-like. Gene Ontology annotation, biological process: G protein-coupled receptor signaling pathway. The transcript has a single exon. NCBI's taxonomy places the organism in Eukaryota, Metazoa, Chordata, Mammalia, Rodentia, Chinchillidae. The record is from RefSeq and is a predicted model, not a curated record. Gene Ontology annotation, cellular component: membrane. Gene Ontology annotation, molecular function: G protein-coupled receptor activity; olfactory receptor activity. Bases 115 to 945 code for a protein of 276 amino acids.
AGGUGCCCAAGAAAUUUGGAAGAACGAAAUCUAACACAUGUGUCAGAAUUUCAUCUUUUGGGGCUCUCAGAGAAUCUGGACCUGCAGCCCAUCCUCCUUGGACUCUUUUUGUCCAUGUACCUGGUGGCUGUGCUGGGGAACCUGCUCAUCAUUCUGGCCGUCAUCUCAGACUCCCGUCUCCACACCCCCAUGUACUUCUUCCUCUCCAACCUGUCCCUGGCUGACAUCUGCUUCAUCUCCACCACGGUCCCAAAGAUGAUUAUGGACACCCAAUUACAGAGCAAGGUAAUCUCCUACAGAGGCUGCUUGACACAGAUGUCCCUUUUUUUAAUUUUUGGAUGUAUGGAUGACAUGCUUCUGACAGUGAUGGCCUAUGACCGGUUUGUGGCCAUAUGCCACCCCCUGCAAUACCAUGUCAUCAUGAACCCUCGCCUCUGUUUCUCCUUAGUCAUGGUGUCUCUUUUGUUUAGUCUUUUAGAAUCCCAGCUGCACAAUACGAUUAUCUUAUACUUUAAGUAUUUUGAGCAUAUGAACAUUUCUAAUUUUUUCUGUGAACCUUCUCAACUUCUAAAUCUCACCUGCUCUGACAACUUCACCAAACACAUAGUCACGUAUUUUGUAGGUACCCUCUAUGGAUUUCUUCCCCUUUCAGGGAUCUUUCUCUCUUACUAUAAAAUUGUUUCCUCAAUUCUGAGAAUCCCUUCUGCAAGUGGGAAGCAGAAAGCCUGGUCUACUUGUGGGUCUCAUCUUUCUGUUGUUUGCUUAUUUUAUGGAACAGCCAUUGGAGUGUACCUUACAUCCUCUGUGUUACACUCUCCUAGAAAGAUUUCAGUGGCUUCAGUGAUGUACAUUGUGGUUAUCCCAAUGCUAAAUCCUUUCAUCUACAGCCUGAGGAACAAGGACAUGAAACGCGCCCUGUGCAGGCUGCAGAGCAGAACAAUGUAG